AUGGCCGCCGUUCAACUCAAGUUUUCUCUGCGCACCUCGUCCAACGUCAGGACCGUCCACCUUGUCGGCUCUUGGGACAACUACUCUCGUCAACUGCCUCUGUCCGCCGAGGACAAACCAGGUGCAUGGAUGGGCAAGUUCCGCUUCCAAUCCUCCAUGCUUCAACUCGGUAGCCGCUACUGGUACUACUAUAUCAUGGAUGGCCACCACGUCUCGCACGAUCCCGCCGUCGAGUACACCGUCGAGCCCACCACCGGCCGCAAGCUUAACAUCCUCGAUGUCCCCGGUGGCAAGUCCAGCCGUCGCAGUGAGGCCCCCAAGGCUCACCGUGCCUCAACCAAUGUCGCUACUGGCCGCGCUCUCUCGCCCUCCAGAAUCCAGCACCCCAAGCCCUCCAAGCCCUACGCUUCCCGUCAACUUCGCGAGGCCGAGUACGCUCCCACCGUCGACGACCUCACCCGUCGCUUCGCGGGCUCCCGCUUGUCCGAUGAGUACUCUUACUCCAACAGCCCACCCAGCUCCGCCGCGAUCCCCCCCGUGCAGUGCCGCUGUGAACGUUACGGCAUCACUCGUAAGGGUGACCGUGUCAAGCUGGACUGCGGUGGUAGCCGCUGUGGCUACAUCUCCGAGUCCUCCGAGGCCAGCUGCUCCGAAUCCGAGGACAGUGAUGAGGAGUACCGCCGUGCUCGCCGUGGUGUCCGUCGCCAGGGCAUCGUCGUCCGCCGCUAG
This is a messenger RNA of Penicillium waksmanii, 729 nucleotides long. It is a transcript of the gene esdC, whose product is annotated as GTP-binding protein EsdC. The record is from RefSeq and is a predicted model, not a curated record. NCBI's taxonomy places the organism in Eukaryota, Fungi, Ascomycota, Eurotiomycetes, Eurotiales, Aspergillaceae. The coding region runs from base 1 to 729 and encodes 242 amino acids. The transcript is spliced from 2 exons.